AUGAUUGCCGCCAUGCUUUACGCGGCACGCGGUUGGUUCACCAUCAAUUUGUCGUUGCUCGAGAUUACGCUGUUCUCAAUCCUAAUCUGCGCUGUAGAUCCGGUCGCUGUUUUGUGUGUAUUUGAGGAUAUUCAUGUCAACGAGCUGCUGUACAUUUGCGUAUUCGGAGAAAGUCUGCUCAACGAUGCCGUCACCAUUGUUCUGUUCAACACCGUCUCCUCGUUGGUGACAAGUUCGACCGGCGGUGCAAAUCAGAUCACGAUCGGUGCAGCGGAGUGUGGACAAGCCUUGGGGCACUUCUUCCGGGUAUCAUUAGGCGGAAUCGGAUGCGGAGUAGUUGGCGGAUAUCUUACAGUGCUAUUUAUGAGAUUCCUCGUCACCUUCCAAAUCGCCCAGCCCAUCAACCUCAUCGCUUGCCCGAUCGUGUGCUAUUUGUUGACCGAAAGCAUGCAUUUAUCGGCAAUUCUAUCCCUCGUCGUAAUCGGUAUCAUCAUGAAGAACUACAUGCCGGGCAACGUCUCCGAUCCGAUGGUGUUUACUGUGGAAUACCUCCUGAAGAUGGGCUCGUCUUAUUCCGAAUCCCUCGUUUUCGUAUUCCUUGGCGUCUCCGUCGUUUCCUCGAACCACCAGUUCGAUUUCUGGUUCGUCACCUGUACACUGACCGGAUGUUUAAUUUUCCGGUUUAUAGUCGUCUACUUCCUCAGCUUCAUGGCCAACAGGUACCGCGCGGAGACGGAGCGUAUCAGCAUCGUCGACCAGUUCGUGAUUGCUUAUGGAGGAAUUCGAGGAGCCGUCUGCUACGGUCUCGUCAUGGCCAUCGACGAGAACUUUUUCCCGGCUAAACAAAUGUUUGUCACGACAACACUGGUCGUCAUUUUCUUCACUACGAUUGUUCAGGGCUCCACCAUCAAGAAACUUGUCGAGUGGUUGAAGGUCAAGCGCAGCAAGAACUUUGGAAAAGAAUCCGAGAAGAAGCGGGUCAUCGACUACUUCUUCGGUGAGACCAACAAGCAUCUGAUGUUCUACAUUGAGGACUUGAUAGCGCACCAUGGUCAGAAUUGGUUCUUUCGAAAAUUCCUUGAGAAAGACCGGAAAUGGAUCAAGCCGUUUUUG
This is a messenger RNA of Mesorhabditis spiculigera, 1113 nucleotides long. NCBI's taxonomy places the organism in Eukaryota, Metazoa, Nematoda, Chromadorea, Rhabditida, Rhabditidae. The record is from the annotation of a GenBank genome assembly.